UAUAAAUUUGCUAGUUCGAUCCUGGAGAGCAUGUGUUCAGAUUCAGAUUCAGAUAUUGAAGCUGGAUGGAACUAUGGGUCACAAAUGAAGACGCGUGUUUCACAAGAGCAAAAAAACUUGACGAAAGAUGUCUUUCGAAGACCAUCAUCAUCUAAACCGCCAGUAUUAUUAGAAGGAAGAAAUGACGCGUACCGAAGUAAUUCUCGAAGACCAACACAAAAGCCCACCAUUUCAUUAGAGAAAAAGUAUAAGUUCCGGGAUACGUUCCGAAGGCCAUCACCAAAACCCAUAGCGUCAUUUGAAGAAAAAAAUAGCAAGGCCCAGAAUACAUUUCGAAUGCCAUCACCAAAGCCCGUGGUGUUUGAAGAAAAGAAUAGCAAGGCCUGGAAUAUGUUCCGGAAGUCAUCACCAGAGCCAGCUGUGUCAUUAGAAAAAAAUUCUACUGACGGCCACAAUACGUUCCGAAGACCAUCACCAAAACGAGAAUUUUUGAAAGAGAAUAGCAAUCAAAAUCCAUCUUGUAGGUUGUUGAAGCCCCUUGAUGAUGAGUCAAUGACACCUUUAAGAAGCACUGAAUUCUCUCCUAAACGACCAUUAUCAAAAAGUGACUUUUUUGAAAUCGUCAAAACACCAAGCUGUACGUUGAAAUCUCUGGUGGAUGAUUUACCAAACAAAAUGAAACGAGAAGUCAAUCAUACUUUGCAAUAUGAUAGCGAAGAAGGAGACGAUGAAACAGGGGUCAGCAUUAAAUCUACAAAGCAUAACCGACUUGGAAUCAUUUCUUUGAGUGAGAAAAGGGCAGCACCUACCUUAAAUUUAUUAGAGGAAUUUGAAAAAUCGCCACUAUCAGAUACUGGCGUAUUGGAUCACAUGGCGGAAGCAACAUUAAGG
Messenger RNA from Acaulospora colombiana, 891 nucleotides. The record is from the annotation of a GenBank genome assembly. Lineage: Eukaryota; Fungi; Glomeromycota; Glomeromycetes; Diversisporales; Acaulosporaceae.